Molecule: messenger RNA, 945 nt
Organism: Penicillium canescens
Lineage: Eukaryota; Fungi; Ascomycota; Eurotiomycetes; Eurotiales; Aspergillaceae
Exons: 5
Coding region: 1-945 (314 amino acids)
Source: RefSeq, a predicted model, not a curated record
AUGCCUUUACCUCGGAAGAGUACCUUUUUCCCUCACAAACCCGUAUUGACCGAGCAGAACCUCCCUGACCAACAGGGCAAGGUCUUCAUCAUUACUGGCGGCUCAGGCGGUCUCGGGAAGGAGCUCGCUGCGAUACUGUACCAGCACAACGCCAAGGUGUAUCUAGCGGCACGGAGCGAGAAAAGAACCGCAGAAGUAAUCAAAGAGAUCCAGAAAGCUCACACUACGUCGUCUGGUGAACUGCUGUUCCACCCCUUACAGCUGGAUGAUCUGACUAGCAUCAAGUCAUCUGCGGAGCAACUCCUCGCUCGCGAGUCCCGACUGGAUGUCCUCUGGAACAACGCCGGGGUGAUGGUGCCCCCUCAGGGAUCCACGACUGUGCAAGGCUACGAAUUACAACUGGGAGUUAACAAUUUGGGCCAUUUCCUUUUUACCCACUUCCUUCAUCCCCUCCUGGCGAAGACAGCCGCAUCGGCCACAAAGAACUCUGUUCGAGUUGUCUGGGUUGCCUCUAGUGCCGCGGACAAUGCUCCCAUACCUGCCAUUGAUCUUUCCAACAUGGACUAUCAUCAUGACGAAGGGAUCUGGAGUAAGUAUUCCCGAAGCAAAGCGGGAAACGUUCUGCAUGCUGUUGAGUAUGGGAGAAGAGCUGGAAACAAGGGCAUCAUCAGCAUGAGUUUAAAUCCAGGCAAUUUCGUGACCAACCUUCAACAGUCAAUGCCUAAAAUGCAACUGGCCAUGUUUAAACUCAUUAGCCACCCCCCAAUUAAUGGGGCUUACACAGAACUCUUCGCCGGCCUUCAUCCAUCCAUUACUGAAGAGAAUAACGGCGGCUGGGUCGCGCCAUUCGGCAAAUUGGAACCAGUGCGCAAGGAUCUGUUAGAUACAAGUCUUUGUCGGAAGUACUGGGAGUGGUGCGAAACACAGGUCACACCAUACAUGUAA